AACCAAUCAAACGCCGCCAAGUGAUUUGCCCUUCUGUUCACUUCCGUCCCUUCGAAGUAACCGCCACAAUCUUGGUAAUUUUGCUGAAGAACAGCAAACUCUAUGGCGAACCAAAAGAGUUUAUUACUAACGUAUAUUAUUUGGCUCAUAUGGGGAUGGCUCGGUCUGCAUCAUUUAUAUCUGGGUCGAGAUAUCCAAGCAUUUAUUUGGUGGUCAACAAUCGGAGGUGUAUUUGGCCUGGGAUGGUUUCGCGACCUUUGGCGUAUUCCAGAAUAUGUUGACGAUGCCAACGAAGAACGGUUUUUCGUCGAAGAACUCAAAAGAAAGAUAAAGCUUAGGGGAGAACCAGCAUUUAGUGUAACCAGAUUUUCAGGACAGAUGCUUGUAGGAUAUUUUUACGGCAUAUUAGUUCGACUAGCGAUACCUGAGGAGGCGAAAUGGCUUCCGGCGUUGUUGGUACCUCUUGGGGUCGCCGUUGGUGUUUAUCUCGUUGGAAACAUUGGUCGAGAGAGGGGAGAUUUUAAAUAUCCUUUGAUGGGAGCUUUUAUUGCUAAUAUAGCUUUGACAUAUCUUACUGGGGACGAGGCUGGUGCAAUGUAUGUGGCUCUAGUUGCUGCCAUUUUUUUCCAAAACCGCCGCCAGUUUAGGAAGGAGAAACCGCAGGGCAAGACCUUAUGCAAGCGGCUACAGUACUUGGCGAUUGGCGGCUUAAUUAUUUGUUCCCUGUGGGGAUCGUUCCUCUAUUUCAAUGCACAAGUCACCACAGAAGAUGGAGAAACUGUAAAGUUACGUGACGCUAUAAAUCACUUCUUCAAUUCACCGGUGUGGCUCGAAUUCAAGGAAGUAUUUUGGGGUCUUUAUGAAGAAGGUCAGAAGAACGGCUGGGACAAUUUCUACGACGAGUUUGUUAAAGCGUUGGAUCCCAGGGGAGAAAAGAACGCUUAUCGUGUCCUAGGGCUAACAGAAGAUGCAACUCAAGAGGAAAUAAAACGAAGAUACAAGAAACUUGCAGUAAAGUGGCAUCCAGACAAAAAUCUAAACAACAAAGAAGAAGCCCAACAAAAAUUCAUGGAAAUUCAAGAAGCUUAUGAAAUUCUUUCGAAACUCAAAACAAAGAGAGCUUCUAAAAACACCAGAACAAGAAGUGAAUUCGAUCAACACGGUCAUGAAGAAUAUUAGUAAAAAUUAACUUAUAGCCAAGUGCAAUUUAUAUUUUAGAUAAUCCAUAGAAACAUGACAAUGAGCAACAGGUGGUUAAACUACAAACUAUUGAUAACAAUAAUGAGUGGUGAUCUGUGAUUCUUUUACCACCUGCUAGAAAAUCUUACUCCAAUACUCCCUAUUUAUAAAUUAUUACUUCUAAAGGUAAUUUAAGGUAGCACUUACAUACAUUUUUUAUGCAGGUUAUUUAUUGCAUUUUUAUGGUGAUGAGCUAUACCAUAACUGACAACACAGAAAAAAUGAUAGUUUGAGAAAAACAAAGUACACAUUUCUAAAGUUACA
Messenger RNA from Pocillopora damicornis (cauliflower coral), 1503 nucleotides. RefSeq names its product dnaJ homolog subfamily C member 22. The record is from RefSeq and is a predicted model, not a curated record. Lineage: Eukaryota; Metazoa; Cnidaria; Anthozoa; Scleractinia; Pocilloporidae. Gene Ontology annotation, cellular component: membrane.